GUGACGUCACACACAAAGCCAUCUAUGGUUGUGCUUCUCAUUUCAAUCAGCCUAUAGUCUACAGAGCGGCGGCAACAAAACUACCACAGAGUGACAAAAAUGAAUGUGGAACAUGAAGUUACGCUGCUCGUUGAUGAGAUUCGUCGACUGGGCAGUAAAAACGCAGAUGGAAAGACCACUGUCAAAUUUGGAGUCUUGUUUAAUGAUGACCAGUGCGCCAACCUCUUUGAAGCUCUGGUCGGAACGCUGAAAGCGGCCAAGCGAAAGAAGGUCAUCACGUUUGAAGGGGAGCUACUACUGCAAGGAGUUCACGACAACGUUGAUGUCAUAUUACUGCAGGACUGAAUUUCACAGUCUUUUCUAAACUUGAGUGAAAAAGUACAAAAAUUUUUGACGUCAUUGCUACAUUUUGAUAUGGAAAUAUACUUGAGAAUGUGACAUUUUUGUAUACUGCAUUGGAAUAUUUUUAUACAGCCAUUUUUUUCUCUCAGGGGAGUGAUUUGCACACAAAGUUUUUUUGAAAAGUAGCAAUCUUCCCUGUUCAGACAGCUCAAAACACAGCCAUACCAUUAAAAUAUAUCAUAACAGUUAUAGUGUGCAUGAUCAUGUUUCUGGGACUUUGGAUGAAUUCAUCAAACAUUGUUUUCAACCUAUUGGAAAUGAAUAUUCACACUAGAUAAUAUCAUUUUUAUAUUUGAUCCAAUUCUGCCUACACUCUUGAAAAUACAGGUUUCAAAAGGGGGUUUUGCAGCGAUGCAAAACCAUUUUUGGUUCCUCAAAGAACCUUUCAGUAAACAGUACUUUAAAUGAAGCAUUUUAACCUUUUGUGGAAUGGAAAGUUUCCAUAGAUGUCAAAUGUUCUUCAUGAAACCAUCAAUGCCAAUAAAAAAAACUUUAUUUUUAAGAGUGUAUGACUGCCCUUUCAACAGUAAUCAUGAGAUUGUUUGUUUUGCUGUACCAUUACUGUGAAAUUAUUGAUUUCAUGCAUAUUCAUUCAAGUUAUAUGUGCCAAAACAUGUCCAAGUCUGAUAAAGGAAUUAUCUGCUGUAUGAUUUUCUGGAAUUAAAUGUUAUAAAAAUGAACCAAGUUUAACAAAUCAUCUGAACUGUUCCAGGGUGAUAUUCUGUUUUAUAAAGCUCUUGUGAAAACAUC
Molecule: messenger RNA, 1152 nt
Organism: Ctenopharyngodon idella (grass carp)
Lineage: Eukaryota; Metazoa; Chordata; Actinopteri; Cypriniformes; Xenocyprididae
Gene: abracl
Product: ABRA C-terminal like
Exons: 3
Coding region: 100-345 (81 amino acids)
Biological process (GO): regulation of actin filament-based process
Source: RefSeq, a predicted model, not a curated record